Aspergillus piperis CBS 112811 is the source of this 384-nucleotide messenger RNA. RefSeq lists its product as uncharacterized. NCBI's taxonomy places the organism in Eukaryota, Fungi, Ascomycota, Eurotiomycetes, Eurotiales, Aspergillaceae. The record is from RefSeq and is a predicted model, not a curated record. Bases 81 to 323 code for a protein of 80 amino acids. The transcript has 2 exons.
UGGUUUCGUCCAGUGGCAACCUCUUGGUUUUAGUAUGUACUUCUUCCAUCGCAACAGCUCAUGCUGUGACAACAACUUCCAUGGAUGAAGGAGGAUUCAACCACUGCUGCCUCCCAUGGCCACCGGACAUGCACAGACGGAACGACCCGCCUGAAUCGUGCAAGAUGAAUCUGCUCAGAUGCUGCUUGCUGGAAUGGAAUCGCCUUAGUCGCUUGCUUUUACCGCCCACGCUAUUAUUCAUGAUGAUUGUCGUCUCCUUACCAUCACAUCACAUCUUUCACCCCUUUGUGACUGGGGAAAGGGCCUCGUGGCGAGCUGCCUGACAUGUUCUCUCCUACCAUUCUGGGUUAUAGUUAGUUACUAAUUAUGAUGAAUAACUCAAGU